Molecule: messenger RNA, 1566 nt
Organism: Oryza brachyantha (malo sina)
Lineage: Eukaryota; Viridiplantae; Streptophyta; Magnoliopsida; Poales; Poaceae
Product: kinetochore protein SPC25 homolog
Exons: 8
Coding region: 23-1021 (332 amino acids)
Biological process (GO): chromosome segregation
Cellular component (GO): Ndc80 complex
Source: RefSeq, a predicted model, not a curated record
UUUUUGAAGUGCUUCGCCUCCGAUGCCAACGGCCAGCACCAUCGCCGCCGCCGCUCCGAUCUCCGGCUGCGCCACCAUGGAAGGAGGCGGAGGCGCCAUCGAGCUGCGCAGGAGGAUGGCGGGGCAGUGCCUGGCGUUCGAGCGGCAGAUCUCCGACGGCCGCGAGCGCACCAGGGCGGCGGCAUCCGCGUUCAGCGCCGCCAUCCUCUCCGCCCGCUCCCUCGCCAACCACACCGUAUCCCAACGAGAACAAUUCAACGAACUAAAGGAUCAGCUGCGGAAACUUGAAGCCAAUUUUGCAGAAGCAGUGUCCAUCCAAGUUAGCAAAAUGACAAAGUAUGAGCUUACUCGUGAAUCAAUUUCGCGUGCAACUGCAACUAAUGAGCAGCUCAGAAGCUUACUCAUGGAUCAGAGGGCCAGAAGAGAUGAAUAUGCAGACGCCAUAUCAAAUCAACUUGAAGUUAUUGACGCCCUUGAAGCUAAAAGUGAUGCAACAGGGAAAAAGAACCUAGAAGAGGCUAUUAUGUGGUACAAAAAGUUCCUUGGUUUUCAAGUUGUUGGAGGUGAAGGAGUGAGAUUUGUCUUCAACAAAAUUGACAUCCAGAAGCCUGAUAAUGAAUAUUUAUUUUGCAUAAAGAUCAACAAAGAUAGAUACAGCCUGCUUCAAUGCAUUCCAUUUCUGAAUGGCUCUGAAGAAUUGGUGAAGGAUUUAAACUGCAAUAAUGAUCUGUUCAAGUUUGUAAGAAUCAUGAGGGAGAGGUUCCAGACUGCUGUGAUCAAUGGUCUUCUUCCUGCUAGCUCAUUCUGCUCAGACACAUCAUCCGUAACAGAUUCAUCACCAUCGAUUUUAUCAAAUGAUACUGGAAGUGAAAGUACCACUACAACCAACAGAAAUCAUUCUCAAAGUCGGGCAAAAUAUCGAGAUAAUCCUACUAAGAGAGGAGCCAAUCCUAGCAAUUUUCUAUCUAGCAUUCGCCGCUCCCCACGUGUUGUGGCUGAAGAGGCAACCAGUGGGCACUAGAAACAGUCCAAGGGCCACUUGGGUUGCACAAGCUACAACUGACACUCGUGUACAAUUUGAUGCAAUAUGUCUGUAGGGUUCAUGUGGUCAUCGUAGGAACGACAUUGAGUUUAGAUGGCUGUGAUGGAGUGAUUUCACGCACAAAGAAGCUGAACGCGCUAGACGUGGGGAGAUCCAUCUCGAACUCCCCAUUGUUCAGGUUUACUCCAUCAUCCUAUGGCAGUAAAAAAACUGUAUAGUAUAUAUCUCGAACUCCCCUUCCGCAACAAAGCUGAUCGUGUGUCAAAUAAAACCUUCUGUGACCAAUGCUUCUGAGCAGGGAUGUACUAAGUAUUUAUCUGCUGUAAGCCUCCACCCCGUGCUGAUAGUUCAGCUAUGUUGGCACACUGGUCGCGCAAAGGGCGCAGAUCUGUGGCUGAUGUGAAGGCAUUCCAACCUUUCAUUGACAUCAGUUCACAAGCAUAGACUGACUAGCACAGGAAUAAGUCCACUUAAGAUCCCUCAAUUUAACGAUCUCUCAAUUUAACGUGCAGUUUGUUUUGCAU